AUGCUGCACCUGGUGAAUGCCGUAUCAGGCGAAAUAGCGCAUCAGCAGGUGCUGCCUGCGGGGGCCUCAAAACCUCUCCUUGUUGCAGUGUGCGAGGACUCGGUGUAUGUACACUUUUGGAAUAUCUUUGCGGCGCGGUUUGAGCUGUUGGUGGUUGCGCUGACAGAGGACAGACCAGACCCAGGUCCCCUGGGUUUGAUAUUUCCCUCAGCCCGGCGAAACCCUCAUAAAUCAGGGUUUGGGUUGGGGCGGCCUGCAGCAGAGUCGAGGGUUUUUGUUUUUUCUUCGGGUGUAUCUGCAGCUGCUCUCACAGCAACCACCCAGGGAAUAACACCGAGGGCUUUGAUACUUGCGAGCAGCAGCACGCAGCAGAUUCAUUUGUUGUCUACCCGCCUGGCGAACGCGAAGCGCCCUUUGCCUCCUGCAGCAGCAGCAGCAGCAGCAGCAGCAGCAGCAGCAGGAGCAGCAGCAGCAGCACCUGAGGCUGCUGCUGCAGCAUCAACACCAGACAACAUCCCUAUGUACACUCCUGUGCUUCCCCUAAACCCUGUAGACUGUCUAUACUACGGCAGAAGGGCGUAUCACGUGCGGGGGGUUCUGGCUCACCCAUCAGAAAGAGAAUCAACUUCGUUGGCUUUUGCUUUUGGUUUAGAUAUUCUUUACUCUCCAGUUCAGCCUGCAAGUGUAUGUCUAGGGUUUAGGGUUUAG
Molecule: messenger RNA, 708 nt
Organism: Eimeria mitis
Lineage: Eukaryota; Apicomplexa; Conoidasida; Eucoccidiorida; Eimeriidae
Product: Protein EMC-1, isoform a, related
Exons: 5
Coding region: 1-708 (235 amino acids)
Biological process (GO): protein folding in endoplasmic reticulum
Cellular component (GO): EMC complex
Source: RefSeq, a predicted model, not a curated record